UCAAAAUUAUCAUUGCAGCCACACAGAAAUAUUUUAAUUAUUAUACUUUCUCGAGUUUUGUUGUUCUUCACUCUAUCAUCCAUCAGUUUCUCCAAAUCAGUCUUUAUCACUCGCCUGCCUUUUCUGCUACAACAUGAACCACUUCUGUACAAUUCAAGGUUGUGUACCCAUAAUGGAAUUUGGAUUUUUAAGACAUUGUCUUGAGCAAAAUCUCACUUUUUCAUGGAACUUGAAGGCAUCCAGUUCGGCCACAAUUUCACAUCUCCAGAGACUUCCUUUAUCUAUGGUAGUAGCUUCUACUCGAAAUCAUUACUACAAGAACAGUUUGCUCUUGAAGAGAUUUUUAGUACGUGUCGGCAGCACUGAGGAGGAACACUCAUUGUCAGAAGAUUCACUCAAUGACUCUGUUUCUAGACCUCUCACUAGUGAAGAGUUGAAGUCAUUGCUCAUCGAUAACCAGAGAUCGAAGCUUGUUAAGAAGUUGAGUGAAGCUAAUCAACAUAACCGCUUCCUCAAGCGUCAGCUUAAAACACAGGAGGAGGAGAUAACUAACAUCAAAAGUGAGCUUGCAAUCAUGGAGCUCGAAGUUCAGGCUCUGGUCAACUUGGCAGAAGAAAUAGCAAAUCUUGGUAUUCCACAAGGUUCUAGAAAGAUUAGUGGAAAGUACAUUCAAUCACACCUUCUCACUCGCUUAGACGCUGUUCAUAAUAAGCUGAAGGAACAAAUAAAAGACGUGGAAGCUGCACAAUCGAAGGAAGUUAAUGUCUUCUGGAUUGGUAUGGCAGAGAGUGUACAAGUAAUGGGAUCUUUUGACGGAUGGAGCCAACCUGAGGAUCUAUCGCCCGAGUACACCGCUUCGUUCACUAAAUUCUCCACCACAUUAGUCCUUCGUCCUGGGCGGUAUGAGAUGAAGUUCUUAGUGGAUGGAGAAUGGCAGAUCUCACGUGAGUUUCCUACUUCCGGAGAAGGAAUGUUGGAGAACAAUGUUCUAGUCGUGGAAUAGCCUGUAGUGGUGGGUGAUCUUUCUGCAUCACACAUUUUGGUAAUACUACCUUUAAACAUCAUAACCCAUCUGUUUUCAGACGGGUUGUAAAUGAAGAUGGAGCUGAUGCUGAGUGGUCAUGGUGAAGCAUGAAAUAGCUAGCUGCCACUCAGUUUUAAUGUAAUGCAUAUGUCAUAGAAUAAUAGUUCUUUACGUCACUCAACUGGAGUUGUAAACGUUUUUACUUUAUUGCUUUCAGUUCAUAUACAAGACGGAUCUAGUUAGGCAUCA
This is a messenger RNA of Raphanus sativus (radish), 1273 nucleotides long. Its product is annotated as protein PTST, chloroplastic. The transcript is spliced from 9 exons. The record is from RefSeq and is a predicted model, not a curated record. The coding region runs from base 134 to 1003 and encodes 289 amino acids. Lineage: Eukaryota; Viridiplantae; Streptophyta; Magnoliopsida; Brassicales; Brassicaceae.